AUAUUUACUGGAAUAUGUAUUGGUAUAACAAUGAGGCAGGGAUACAAUACUGCAAGUAAAUAUAUGGGAAGCCCAAUGUCAACUCAAGUUCAGGAGAUUGCUUUACAGGAAGCAGUGCCAGAUCUCAUGCUAUCUUUAUGUAAGAGAUUUGAUGUUGAACAAUAUCUAUAUAAUACAACAGGAAUGUACUUUUUCUUAUCUUUCUUAUCUUUUAAUUUUGAAAUAAUAGGUUUUUUUUCAUAGAUAAUCAAACACAUUGUUACACAGCGAAAGAGAAUAACUCUUGUGGACUAGAUGAGAAUUCCAGAUCAGGUUUACUAAAACAGCUUGUAGCUGAGACAGGAAUCAAAUUCAAGAUCUCUGAUAUAUUACUACAGUUUGAUGGAGUAUUGAGCAACAGCACAGAUUGGAGUUCACAGUUGCAGAGGAAAUCUGAUGAAUUAAUGUUCAGACUAAAGAUGUACCCCUAUGUAGAUAAUAAUACAUUGCUUUGUCAUACAUGGAAUGAAAAUAUAUCACAGUUUUCAAAACUACGCAUUAAUCCUUCUAAAAACACAGAAGAAGUUUAUUUAUACAUUCACAAGAGAGGACAACUUCUGCUGACAGAUCUCAGAAAUGAACUGCUAGAAAUUGAAAGUAUUGAUCACAUUGCUGAAAUUGAAUUAGAUGUUAAUGUCAAGAAACUGAUGUCAACACCAAGCACAAAGUGUAAAGAAGGUCUUAAAACCUUUGAUUCUUGUGUUGAAAAUGCAGUACUUCAUCAUCUUCAGGAUCAAUGUCAACUUUCUUCAACAGAUAGCCCAUUCUGCUUUAACUCUUCAGGGGUUUUAAAAGCAAUAAAUGUAAUCCAAUCAAGUUUAAACAAAUGUAUUCACCCUUGUACUCAAGUAAAAGUAAACAUGGUACUGAACCCUGUAAACUGGCUAAAUGUAUUCAUAAAUCCAAUAAAAUCCAAAAAGCAAUUUAUCCCAGGGUAUUGGAUCAAUAUUCCAUCAUCUGUUCUUUAUUCGGAAAUGAAUGAAAGUUAUGCUUUAAUUUCCUUUAUCGCUGAAUUUGGAGGAUGGGUUGGACUUCUUCUUGGUGUCUCAAUACUUGGAGGCUUUGAAUUUGUAGAAAACCAGAUCUGUUCCAUGACUUGUGGUUUUAGAAAAGUAAUCUUAUCUAAGAGCGGAUUAAUCUUAAGAAUGGCAUGUUCACUUGGAGUUCUUAUCAUAGUGGUACAAUGUGGAAUCAAACUCUUAAGAGCUGAAAAAUCAAUGGAUGUACAUAUAGUUGAAAAUCUCAGUAAUUUAAGCAUAUCACUUUGUUCUGUUGAGAAUAUUUAUAAAAUACGUCCAAAUGAUUCUAUUUAUUAUUAUAUGGGUAAUACCACAUCAUUUUGGAAUAAUAUAACAAAGCUAAGUGACAAGUUAGAAAGGAUGGAAAUAGUAUUAGCAGAAGGGAAUUCUGUCACUAUCUUUAAUUCAUCAUGGGAUCAUGGUUCUGAGUAUAUUUUAUAUUCCAUCAACACACCACAGUUUGAUACCUUUAUUGAGACUUGUCAUACACUGGAUCUGAAACACUGGAAUAGAAUCAAGAGAAUGGGAAUUAUAGCAAAGAAAGAAUUAACAACAUAUAUUCAUAUCACAGGCCAGCUUCUUAGAUCAGGAAGACAGGGAUUCAGUUUCAUAAACAAAGAUACAACCUUUGUAUAUUGGAAUGGUGUUGGAGUAGUUAAAUAUUCAUCACAUGUCUUUCAUCUUGACAUUUUGAACCAAAAAAGGAUCUUUGAGGAUGGAUAUGAUGAAUACUACUCCUAUGAUGACUGUAUUCUGGAUAAAGUAGCAAUGAACCUUCCUCUAAAGGACAUCUUAAAAUCUGAGGAAAAUAAGACAAUCUUUAAAGGCAUUGAUGAAUCAAUUUUUAAAAAUGUUUCAAAGCAGUUGGAAAAUAUAAAAAAACUUGGAGAUUGUAAUGCCCCAAAUUUAAAGCUCAAGACAAACUUUAUUCUCACAGUCCAAAAUCAUUUAAAUUUAGCUUGGAUAGGUAGUACUCCUACUUUUAAGUUUGAUCUGGAAUUUCCCCAAUCAGCAAUCGUAAAAGAGGUUUUUAUAUCAUAUGGGAUGAUUUCACUAAUUGGAGAAGUAGGAGGAUGGACAGGGAUACUACUAGGAUACAGUCUUUUAGGUUUUGCAUAUUCAAUCAGGGGAAAAAUUGGCCAAAGGUUUGGACUUAGGAUAUUUAUUUGUAUUGUUAUUGGAAUAUCUUCUGCUAUGAUCUACCAGCUUACACUCUCAACACAGAAGCUACAGAGUAACCUGACAGGAACUAAAGUAGAAUACAUGGAAACAGAUCCUAAUCUUAACAUUUCAAUAACAAUCUGUAAUAACUUUUUUUACUGGCCUCAGAAGAAUAUUACAGAACUUGAUGAAUUUGACUCCAUAUCUCAUAGAGGCAAGGCAGAUUCUGAUUGGAUUGAAUGUAAAGAUACUAUUUCAGAGAUGUUUAGAUGGAAGGAAGAACAACGAACUGUUUAUCUGUGUAAAACAAAGAAUUUUACUGGAGAAGAGGUUAAAAUAGUUCAUAGUCUUUUACCCGAGGAUGCUAUAUUUCUUCAUGAUCCCAGCUUUAUCACUGGUGGAACUUCUUUAAAGAUUGCAGGAGAAAAGCUGGAUGAGAACAAAAUUCUUCUUUUAAACGCUAAAAAGAUUCAAAAUAUUGAAGAAGAACAUGUUUGUUCAAAUUUAAUUGAAUAUGAUUCCUGCAGAGAUGAUUAUUUAGCACAAGAGUUUAACAAAACAUUUGGAUGCAUCGACUUUCAUAUGAAGAAUCCAGGAAAUAAAUAUAAGAAACCUUUGUACUCAGAGUACAAUUAUUCUACUGUGGCAGCAUAUGAACUUGAAUUGACGAGGAUAUCAAAGGACUUUAAGCUUGGUUUAAGUAAAUGUCUGCACCCCUGUAGGAAAAGCAUCUUGAAUGUGGAACUGCUCUACAGUGAAAAAUCGAAAUCUUCAAAGAGGUAUCUGAUAAUCAGGAAACCCAGAAAUAUUCAGGUUCUGAAGAAUGAGUACAUCUACAAAAUCUGGGAGUUUACUGCGGAGUUUGGAGGCUGGGUUGGAGUACUUUUUGGAUUCUGCCUGCUGGAUAUUUUCAAUUUCGUCACAAAAAGUAUUAUCCUUUUUGUGGGAAAAUAUUAUGCAUAACUACCAUGCUUGGCAUUCUACAUUUAGCUUCUUACAUAUAGCGUCUUACAUUUUACCUUUUACUGUGAUUUGGCAAACAAUGCUUUAAAUUUCUUGAUGUAUGUUUUUAUUUAAUAAAAAAUAAUAAAAUAAUUUCUGACUCAAUA
This is a messenger RNA of Eurytemora carolleeae, 3328 nucleotides long. RefSeq lists its product as uncharacterized. Gene Ontology annotation, biological process: sodium ion transport. The coding region runs from base 444 to 3182 and encodes 912 amino acids. Lineage: Eukaryota; Metazoa; Arthropoda; Copepoda; Calanoida; Temoridae. Gene Ontology annotation, cellular component: membrane. Gene Ontology annotation, molecular function: sodium channel activity. The record is from RefSeq and is a predicted model, not a curated record. The transcript has 11 exons.